GGAGGUCGUUGCUCCGAACACAUCACAAAAAGCCCAGUUCGGGCGCAAACCACGCAGCAGAGCCAGCAGGUUGUUCUGAAGGCGAUGUGAAGUGUUUACUAAACAUGAUGAGAGACAAAGAAGCGCACAGCGAGACCAUGAAGGCUCAGGAGCAGGCGAGCAAGGCACAGGCGAAGCCUGAGCCAGCUGCGAAGAGUGCGCCCGUGCCACGGGGCCAGUGUGCGGUGGGCGAUGUCAAGUGUCUGUUGAAAAUGGAGCGGCGGAAGGCUGAGGAACAGGCGAGCAAGGCACAGGCGAAGCCAGAGCCAGCUGCGAAGAGUGCGCCCGUGCCACGGGGCCAGUGUGCAGUGGGCGAUGUCAAGUGCCUUUUGAAAAUGGAGCGGCGGAAGCAGGCAUUCACUGAGGCCGAGCAGGAACCAACUCCUGCAACUGGCAGCCCAGGUGCUAAGAAGGGCAAGAGAGCAUCGGGCCAGCCUGCAGCAGCCAAAGGGAAAAAGGCAGGGACGAAGAGGCGGUCUGGCUCCGCAACCAAAUGUGCAGAAGGCGAUUUGGAGUGCAUCCAGAAUCAAGGCACAAAGAAGAGCAAGCAGGGCAAAGCAAAAGGCCAGUCCAAACGCCCUGGGACGGGUACAACAGGCAGCAAGAAGUCUGGGCAAGGUGCAAGAAAGCGAGCGCAAGGUGGAAAGUCUGGUGGACGCCAAGGAGUGCAGAAUGGCAGGGGAAAUGGUGGCAAGAGACAGCAAGGUUCGCCUGGCGGGUCUAACCGCCAGGCACAGCAGCAAAAGCCCCAACCUACUGCCCCAUCCCCCAACCCAGCUGCCUCGUCGGCUGCCGAGACCACCCCAGCCCCUGCCCCUGCGCCUGUGCCAGCUCCUACCCCUGAGCCUGUGCCAGCUCCUACCCCUGAGCCUGUGCCAGCCCCUGAGCCUGUGCCAGCCCCUGAGCCUGAACCGGUUCCUGCCCCUGAGCCUGAACCGGUUCCCGCCCCUGAGCCUGUGCCUGCCCCUGCCCCUGAGCCAGUGCCAGUGGCUGUUCCCGACCCGGAGCCAGUGCCAGUGGCUGUUCCCGACCCGGAGCCAGUGCCAGCACCUGUUCCUGAUCUGGAGCCAGUGCCUGCACCUAUUCCCGAAGUGAUGCCAGCACCCAUCCCCGAGCCUCUUCCUGUGCUGCCUCCCGAUCUGCCAGAGCCAUUCACGCCAUCGCCAGCCCCUGAGCCCGAUGACGAGCCAGAUUUCUUUGGGCAGUCGGUUGUCCCAGAUUACCCAGCAGAACAAGGAUUCGCAGCAGCGCCGGCACCGCUCCAAGUCUUUUCGCAACAAGAGGCAGUGGCUGAAGGAUACACACAGCCUCCAGAUGUGAAUUUCCUGCAGGAGCCAGUGGUUGUUCAGCCACCGACAAACUACCUGCCACAGACAGAUUAUGUGCAGCCACCAAUGGAGUACUUUCCCCAGACGGACUAUGUGCAGCCGCCAGCAGAGCACCUGCCGCAAGCAGGCUAUGUGCCACCGCAGGCUGACUACGUGCUGCCGCAGGCUGACUACGUGCCACCGCAGGCUGAUUACGUGCCGCCGCAGGCUGACUACAUGCCGCAAACUGAAUUCUUCCCACCACAAGGCGCUGUGCAGCCACCUCUGUAUGCCAACGAUUAUGGCGAGUAUGACUGA
Ostreobium quekettii is the source of this 1664-nucleotide messenger RNA. NCBI's taxonomy places the organism in Eukaryota, Viridiplantae, Chlorophyta, Ulvophyceae, Bryopsidales, Ostreobiaceae. The record is from the annotation of a GenBank genome assembly.